GUGUGUGUGUGUGUGUGUGUGUGUGUGUGUGUAUGGGUGUGUGUUUAGUCUUUCGUUUCUCUACAGUAGCACGCUCUCGUAGCCAGACUUCGUGGUGAACAUCGUCCUGCACGGUUUCUACAGCAGAUCCACUUUAUUUAACCUCUCGUCUGCCACUGGAACGGGUUCUAACCUUCUAAUCUAAAACCUGAAGCUUGCAGGAUUUGUAAUGAAAGUUUUGCUGUUCGAUUCAACAACUCUAUAAUCAACAGGGUCUGCUGUAGUUCACUCGAUGCAAAAAGUACAGAGACAAAGGAAUUAUAUCAUCUAAGCUGUGCUGAAGUGAAGAUGAAGACUUCCUGCCUACAUACGACCCUCCUGCUCCUCUUCCUCCUCGGUGGCGCCCUCCCUGAGAAGCAGUGCAAAGACAACAGCCCAAUAAUUCAGCAAGCGGUGGUGAAAGGCAACGUUUCUGUGCUAUGUCCCAUCUUUACCACAGAAGAAAUGACCUUCAUUCUGCACAGUAGCGCUGAGAACUGCGCUGUGACCAGGAACUUCAGCAUUGCGAGACAUAAGCACCAAGUUUGCGGGACUUCAGCCCUACAUAUCACUCACCAGCUGAAUCCUGAGGACAACAGUACCAAGUUUGUUCUUUACAACGUGACUACAAAUCAGACGGGACUGUACACCUGUACAGCUAAAAAGAUCUUCCCUCCCCCACUGCUGCAUGUUAAAGAGGAGCCUCAAACCAUAGUAAUUGUUCAAGAAACACAUCAUCAGAACUCUCAUCAGUGUGAGCCUCAUGUCAGUCAUCUGUCCCUGUGGGUGGGGCUUGGAGUGCUAACCAUAUAUGGUCUGAUCAUCACAUCCGCAGCUUUUUCACUCAGGUUCCGACUGACCAAAGUGGACUUGAACCAGCACGACUACAUGAACAUGAGGCCCAGAGCCCGUCGGAGGAACCAGGGUCCAAUCCUUCACCCAACGCGGAGUUGGUACUGCGAUAACACUUCCAAAAUAGUGCCCUGCAAACCGUCCUCCAAACAGAUGCCAAGUUAAAAAAACUAAUCCAGAGAACUACACUGCCAUCUACUGGCACAUCCAAGCUGGUAGUUAACCUGAGAACAGUCCACAUUCUGACACAAUGCUGUUCAUACAGUAUUUCUACAUGGGUAAAUACCGGAAAGUAUUUAUUUAGGAUUGCAUUUAAGUACUAGGAUUAAGUAUAAAUAUUUUAUAAUGAUAGAUAAUGAUACUGACACUUGAUAGUUUCACACUUAAAAAAAAAUCUUAGGUAUGUAUUUUUUGUAAAUUUACGUAAGUAGAAACAGUAUUUUAGAAUACUAUAUAUAAACACAAUACAUUUUUAUUAACCUGCAUUUUGCUGAUUGGAUUCUACUUGUCCACAUAGAUCAUCUAAACCACAUUGGCCUUUUUUACACCAGGUUUUGGUGAUUGGGUUACAUUUAGAUUUUUGUUGCUGUAUGAAAAGCCAUGUGUGAACCCCUUUAGGACACUUGUGCUCAGACUAUGGAUUAUACUAGUGUAUUAUUUAAACCACAUUUGGGCUGUUUACACCUGACAUUAAAAUGCAUUUUCGGAACACAUUCAGAAUUUACUUGUUACUGGCCAGAUGUAAACACUCCCGAAUUAAAUUGUAAUCGGAUUACAGUCAGAUCAUUUAAACCACAUUGGGCCUGUUUACACCUGGCAAUAUCCUGCAUUUUUGUUAAUUGGAUUCUAUUCUGAUUUUACUUGUACACAUGAAAAGGUGCAUCAUGACCCGAUUACGAUUUGAUAAUCCACAGACAUUAGGUCUGUUUACACCUGCCAUUAAAAUGUGUUUUUGGUGGUCAGACUACGCACAGAUUUUACUUGCCCAAACACAUGAAAGGUCAGGUGUAAACACCCUCAAGAUGCAGUUUGAUUGGAUUACGAUUGGGUCAUUUAAACUACAUAAAGUCUGUUUACACCUGGCAUUAAAAUGCAUUUUUGGUGUUCAGAUCAUGUUCAGAUUUUUCUUGUCUGUAUAAAAUGUAAGGUGUAAACAUGCACAGCACGGAUUGAGAAUUAGAAUAUUUAAACCACAUUGGGUCUGUUCACACCUGGUAUUGCUGCUGCAUAUACAUUAAAAUGCUUCCCUUGUGUGACCAGAUAUCAUCUGUUUUUGUGAACAGAAUCUAGUCAAAUUAUAUCCAGAUACUAUUCAGAUACAAAACACAUUACUGCUAGAUGUAAACCGGUCGUAAGAGUCUGUAAUUUUGUAAAUGUGCAGAUAUUGUAGCAAAGCUGUAACAGGCCUCGAGUAUUACAUGUUUCUUUUUACAAAUUUUAAGAGUGUUUUUUGUAGUUUUGAUGUCUUUGUAAAUAAUAAAUGUCUGGAUAAUCAAUU
This is a messenger RNA of Astyanax mexicanus (Mexican tetra), 2368 nucleotides long. RefSeq lists its product as uncharacterized. Gene Ontology annotation, biological process: regulation of T cell proliferation; T cell receptor signaling pathway. Gene Ontology annotation, cellular component: external side of plasma membrane. The transcript has 4 exons. The record is from RefSeq and is a predicted model, not a curated record. Bases 328 to 1035 code for a protein of 235 amino acids. NCBI's taxonomy places the organism in Eukaryota, Metazoa, Chordata, Actinopteri, Characiformes, Acestrorhamphidae.